This is a messenger RNA of Osmia lignaria (orchard mason bee), 1891 nucleotides long. RefSeq lists its product as uncharacterized. NCBI's taxonomy places the organism in Eukaryota, Metazoa, Arthropoda, Insecta, Hymenoptera, Megachilidae. The record is from RefSeq and is a predicted model, not a curated record.
UUUUCCUGCACUUAGGGAACAAGAGUACGCAGCCCGAGCCCGACGGGCGGUAUUGCGAGAAAAUAUGAGGAUUCGCCCGGGAUGCGCGGCUGCACUAGCGGUGCUACUGCAAGUCGCUCUGGUGGCGAGCAAGGCAUUGGACCAGAAUCAGCUGCAACAGCAGAAGUCUCAGCAGCAAAUACCAUAUGGCACAGUGGCUCAGAAGCGAUGGGGUGGUGACGCAGGUGGUCAUGCAGGUGGAGAUGUAGGUACCGGCUAUGGUGGAGACUUCGGUGGUCACGGUGGAGAUUCAGGAGGUUACGGUGGUGACAUUGGCGGCGGCUUUGGUCAUUCCGGAGGUGGUGGUGACAUUGGCGGUGGCUUUGGCCAUUCUGGCGGUGGCGAUAUCGGAGGUGGUGACGCCGGUGGAGCAGGGGACGAACACCACGAUGACCAUCAUCACGAACAUGGUUACUGGAAGAAGAAGCUGAUUUGGAAACCAGGCUGGAAGAAGAUCUGGAAACCGGCUAAGAAACAGAUCUGGAAACCUGCGUGGAAGAAGAUCUGGAAGCCGAUAUGGGUGCCAACGCAGAAGGCUGUAUGGAAGGACAUUCAGGUACCAGCUUGGAAGAAAAUUUGGAAACCCGUAUGGAAAGAGAUCCAAGUACCAGUGUGGAAAGAAAUUCAAGUACCAGCGUGGAAGAAGAUCUGGAAGCCUGUUUGGAAGCCCAUCAAGGUUCCAGCAUGGAAAGAAAUACAGGUACCUGCAUGGAAAAAGAUCUGGAAGCCCGUUUGGAAGGAAAUUCAAGUGCCAGCUUGGAAGGAAAUUCAGGUACCCGCUUGGAAGAAGAUUUGGAUCCCAGAAUGGGUGAAAAUUGGCAUUCCAGGUGAACAUUACCACGGCACCGAUCACCACGGCUGGGAGUACACCAGUCACGACCUUUGGAAGAAGAAACUGAUCUGGAAGCCGCUUUGGAAAAAGUAUUGGAAACCGGCUAAAAAACAAAUCUGGGUACCAGACAAGAAGCUGGAGUGGGUAGAAGCUUGGAAACAAAUCUGGAAGCCAGCAAAGAAACAGAUCUGGGUGGAUGACAAAAAGUUGAUUUGGAAGGAAGAGUGGAAGCAAAUCUGGAAACCAUCCAAAAAGCUUAUCUGGGUACCUGAUAAAAAAUUGGAAUGGAAGGAAGCUUGGAAACAAAUCUGGAAGACGGACAAGAAGUUGGAAUGGGUGCCGGAUAAAAAGUUAUCCUGGAAGGAGGCUUGGAAACAGAUUUGGGUACCUGCCUGGAAAGAAAUCUGGGUACCAGCUUGGAAAAAGAUUUGGAAACCCGUCUGGAUUUCGGAAUGGUUCCCUGCAGAGGACCAUCAUCCGCAUCAUCACGGAUGGGAGGAUCGAAAGGACAGUCAAGCUCAAGGUAGCCAGGUUGUACCGUACAGUUCCGAAGCAUUAGCUAAGCAGAACGCUCAAGGCCAGCAGCAACAACGUCAGGUCGAUGAAAAUAAGGUCAGGUGGGACAGAUCGUCCAAGACGGAAGCUCCAUCGCUCAGCCAGGACUUGGUACCUCCACCAGCGCCGACCAAUCAAAGCAGCGCGAACUUUGCGUUCCCAAAACGCUGAUAAAAUUGAGUAAAGCUUGUACAAACACUUUUUUCAUAGAGUAUUGUAACAUAAGCCGCUGUAUAUAUUACCUUACUUGUACGAUAGAUAAGUUUUAGGGAGUUAAGUUUCUGGAGAAUCUAAUCGACUGACACGGCCCUUCUUCCCAGUUGUUUCAUUAAGGUGCUCACGUAUCAUCACCCUAAUGCUAAGUUCUAUCAUUAUGUAUAUUAUCUUCUUCUUUUUAUACACGUUGUUGUUACCUUUCUUUGUUAACCACUGCCGUUAAAAAUAAAGUUGAGUAAUAUUUUGUUA